Daldinia decipiens is the source of this 1003-nucleotide messenger RNA. RefSeq names its product putative cytochrome c oxidase polypeptide VI mitochondrial precursor. Gene Ontology annotation, cellular component: mitochondrial inner membrane. The transcript has 3 exons. The record is from RefSeq and is a predicted model, not a curated record. Lineage: Eukaryota; Fungi; Ascomycota; Sordariomycetes; Xylariales; Hypoxylaceae. The coding region runs from base 493 to 981 and encodes 162 amino acids. Gene Ontology annotation, biological process: mitochondrial electron transport, cytochrome c to oxygen.
UUAACGCGAGGAGCUCUCCGGCGCUUGGACCAACAUGCUUGAGUAGGCAGCUACAUAUGCUAACCCAGUUCAGUUGCAGAGUGAGCUCAUUGCAGAGUGAGCUCACUUGGCAACUGCUAUGCCCGUAACAGGCCUACCUAUGCCCCCUCCAGCUCCACACCCCGACGGCCGACGGACCAAUAAGCACUGACCCUUUUGCGAGCCGGCCUUCCAUUUCUCCCCCAUCAUUCGAUUGUAAGAAAUUGUUUUGCGCUUCGAGAAAACGGCCACCAAAUCAUAUCGCACAAAGCAAAUCUGUGUUAUCCCAUCUCGCAACCAUCCUCUUUAUUUUCUUAUUUGUUUUAACCCGACGAGAAGAGGUAAAUUUACUCGACGCACAACCACGCUAUAAUUCUUUUUUUCGUCCUCGUUGCCGCACCCGACCAGCAACGUUCGGUCUCCUCUUUUUUUCUUCUUUUUUUUUUCCCACAGGGUCCUCUAAUAGAAAGAAUUAUGUCGUCCAUGUCGCUCCUCAGAAUUGCCUCGCGGGGCCCCUCCAAGACCUUCUUCCGCGCAAACCGACCCGUCGCUCCCACUCGGUCUACCGCGUCCUUCGUUCCGGGCCUGAUUGCCGGCUCGAGCCUCAACUUCAGCACUACUGUGCCCCGAAAAUCCGCUGCGCAUCACGAGGAGACGUUUGAGGAAUUUACUGCUAGAUACGAGACGGAAUUUGAGAAGGUGCAAGAUGUUUUCGAGUUACAGCGUAAUCUGAACAACGCCUUCGCCUACGAUCUCGUCCCCUCUCCCUCCGUGGUGGAGGCUGCACUCCGCGCUGCCCGGAGAGUUAACGACUUCCCCACUGCCGUGCGCAUCUUCGAGGGCAUCAAGGCCAAGGUCGAGAACAAAGACCAGUACCAGCAAUACCUUGACGAGCUAAAGCCCCUGCGCGAAGAACUCGGCGUCGUCCUAAAGGAGGACCUGUACCCCGAGACAGCCAAAUAGACGACCCCACCCUCCUGAUCUC